AAGACAAACGCCGCUCUUCACCGAAAAUGUCCACGAUUCAAACGCUGAGAGCUUUUGUGAACCAGCGGCUGACUGCAGCCGUGGAGGAGAUCUUCGGACUGCUGGAAAAAACGAUAUCAAACUACGAAGAAGAGAUCGGUCGGCAGCGCAGACUGUUGGAGGAUGUUGACAUCCGCAGACACGCAGCAGAUGUCCAAAAACUGCUUGACAGACAAGAAAAGGAGCAGGAGUGGAGGAGCAGUGUGGACCAGGAGGACCCAGAGCCCCCGCACAUUAAAGAGGAAGAGCAGGAGGUGUGGAGCAGCCAGGAGGGAGAGGAUGAGGUCACCACGCUCCCAGUCACUGGUAUCUCAGUGAAAAGUGAAGACGAGGAGGAGAAAACUCAGUUCUUACAGCUUCAUCAGAGACGAAACGAGGAGCAGAAAGAGGCCGACACCUCAACCUGCAGCUCAGCUCCACAGGUGGAAACAAAAACUGACCGCAGUCAUCCGCUGCUGUCUUCACGCUGCUGUGAGACUGAGGACAGCGCUGAUGACUGGAAGGAGACGAGGGAGCACGAGUCCGGUUCGGACGCACUGAAAAACGAGAGCACUUUGAAUCACGAUAAGUCCCACAGCCACGAGAGGCCGUUCAGUUGCACAGUUUGUGAUAAAAGAUUCGGAUGCAAAGGAAAUCUGCACGCUCACAUGAGGAGCCACACGGGGGAGAAACCUUUCACCUGCACCGUUUGUAACAAAAGCUUCAGCGCAAAGGUCAACCUGAAGACUCACAUGAGGAGUCACACCGGGGAGAAACCGUUCAGCUGCUCCAUGUGCAACAAAAGCUUCAGUCAGAAGAAGACAUUAGUCAUACACUUGAGGAGUCAUACGGGGGAGAAACCGUUCAGCUGCUCGUUCUGUGGAAAACGUUUCAGCGAAAAAGGAACGCUGAAGAGACACAUUCGAGUGCACACGGGAGAGAAACCAUACAGUUGCAGUGUUUGUGGGAGGAAUUUCAGUUUGCUGUCGCACGUUAAAAGCCACAAGUGUGCCGGCGCGAGCAGUAACGAGUGAAUCUUGACGGAUUUGUGCUUUCAAACUGCAGCGUUCAGACCACAAAUGGAGACUUGGUGAGAUGAUCCUGCGCUCAACAGUGUGUCACUCAGUCAGGACUCAGCCGCCUCAAAUUAUUUUAAUCCACCGCAGUACAGUCAGGGAUCCCCACUGUAGCUGAAAACGUGGGCAGCCGCUCAAAGACUGCGCUGUAGUCGAUCACGUAA
Molecule: messenger RNA, 1258 nt
Organism: Plectropomus leopardus (leopard coralgrouper)
Lineage: Eukaryota; Metazoa; Chordata; Actinopteri; Perciformes; Serranidae
Biological process (GO): embryo development; regulation of transcription by RNA polymerase II
Cellular component (GO): nucleus
Molecular function (GO): RNA polymerase II cis-regulatory region sequence-specific DNA binding; DNA-binding transcription factor activity, RNA polymerase II-specific
Source: RefSeq, a predicted model, not a curated record